This is a messenger RNA of Salmo salar (Atlantic salmon), 4235 nucleotides long. RefSeq names its product phosphorylase kinase, alpha 1a (muscle) (gene phka1a). Gene Ontology annotation, cellular component: phosphorylase kinase complex. Gene Ontology annotation, biological process: glycogen metabolic process. Gene Ontology annotation, molecular function: calmodulin binding. Lineage: Eukaryota; Metazoa; Chordata; Actinopteri; Salmoniformes; Salmonidae. The record is from RefSeq and is a predicted model, not a curated record.
AGUUCACACCAUGUUCCAUGAGUUAAAAGGUCGAUAGUAACAAACGCGAUACAGUCAAAAUACAGAGCAGUUUGUGUGUGGGUUGCUUUGCGUGUACCAGUUGAUUCGUAGAACCUCUAGGUUGUAACAGCUGAUGGUAGUCUUUUUUAGGACGAUAUUGAAUUUCAGCCUACAGUGUUAAUUCUGUGCAGCCAUAACUCGCUCAUCGAUAUCAGGACGUUUGGAGGCGGUGCAGCGAUGGUAGACUACUACUGUAACAUUUGUUAUUUCGUCCGAUGCUACAUUGUAACUCGCCAGAACAUUUAGAGUUACAUUGUAGCUAAAGUUUUCUAUCGUCUCUAAACUUCGUCUUGUGUUGUUCGUCGUGUCAAACAAUAGAGAUAUUUGUGAAGUAGGUUAAUGCCGAAGCGAGUCUCGGGGUGAACUCAAACUUCCUUUUCUCUGCUCAACCACGAAUACGGACGAUUAUCAUCAACCCAACAACAUGAGAAGUCGAAGCAACUCGGGAGUGAAACUGGACAACUAUGCCCGGAUAGUGCAUCAAACCAUACUCCGACAUCAAGACCCAGUCACAGGUCUCCUCCCAGCCAGUGGAGAUCAGCCUGAUGCCUGGGUGAGAGACAACGUGUACAGCAUCCUGUCUGUCUGGGCUCUCAGUCUGGCCUACAGGAAGAAUGCAGACAGAGAUGAAGACAAGGCUAAGGCCUACGAACUGGAACAGAGUGUGGUGAAACUAAUGAGAGGUGUUCUACAGUGCAUUAUGAGACAGCUGGACAAGGUGGAGAAGUUUAAGUACACUAAGAGCACCACGGACUGCCUCCAUGCUAAGUACAACACCAGGACCUGUGCUACCGUGGUGGGGGACGAUCAGUGGGGACACCUCCAAGUGGACGCUACCUCUCUGUUCCUGCUGUUCCUCGCUCAGAUGACUGCCUCAGGACUCCAUAUCGUCUACACUCAAGAUGAGGUGGAUGUGGUACAGAAUCUCAUGUUCUACAUCGAGGCAGCUUACAAAGUGGCUGACUACGGGAUGUGGGAGCGAGGAGACAAGACGAACCAGGGGAUCCCUGAGCUCAACGCUAGCUCCAUUGGCAUGGCUAAAGCAGCUCUGGAGGCCCUGGAUGAACUGAACCUGUUUGGAGCCGGAGGAGGACCAGGGUCUGUGGUGCACGCUCUGGCUGAUGAUAUACAGCACUGUCAGUCCAUCCUCAACUCCAUGCUUCCCAGGGCAUCUAUGUCUAAAGAGGUGGAUGCAGGUGUUCUGUCCAUCAUCUCGUACCCGGCCUUCGCUGUAGAGGACAUCUCUAUAGUCAACAUCACCAAGGAGAAGAUCAUAUCCAAACUACAGGGUCGAUAUGGAUGCUGUAGGUUUCUCAGGGAUGGACACAAAACGCCUAAAGAGGACCCUAACCGUCUAUACUAUGAGUCUGCUGAGCUGAAGCUCUUUGAGAACAUAGAGUGUGAAUGGCCCCUGUUCUGGACCUACCUCAUACUGGAUGGCGUCUUCACCAACAGCCCAGAACAGGUCCAGGAGUACAGGGAUGCUCUGGAGGGGAUUCUGAUCAAACAGAAGGACGGGAUCUGUCUACUACCAGAGCUCUACAGUGUUCCACCUGAUAGGGUGGAUGAGGAGUAUGUAAACCCCCACUCUGUGGAGAGGGUCCCUCUGGGGAAGCUCCCUCUAAAGUGGGGUCAGUCCCUCUACGUACUGGGAAGUCUACUGGCAGAGGGUUUCCUGGCCCCUGGAGAGAUAGAUCCUCUCAACCGACGUUUCUCCACCAUCCCCAAGCCAGACGUGGUGGUGCAGGUGUCUAUCCUGGCAGAGAACGAGGAGAUCCAGGAGUUGUUGAUGAAGAAUGGGAUAGAGGUGGAGACAGUAGCUGACAUACACCCCAUCCAUGUCCAACCUGCUAGAGUCCUCAGCCACAUUUACGCACGACUCGGACGUAACCAGAGACUGGGGCUGACUGGUAGACCCUACAGGAGGAUUGGAUGUCUAGGAACUUCUAAGUUCUAUGUCAUCCGCAACACCAUCUUUGCCUUCACGCCACAGUUCAUAGAUCACCAGCAGUUCUACUUGGCGUUGGACAACCAGAUGAUUGUUGACAUGCUUCGUACAGACCUGUCCUACCUCUCCUCUCGAUGGAGGAUGACUGGAAGACCCACUGUCACCUUUCCUAUCUCUCAGACCAUGCUCACUGAAGACCACUCUGACCUGGACCCAGCGGUUCUGGCCACUCUGAAGAAGCUACAGGAUGGAUACUAUGGAGGAGCAAGGAUCCAGACGGGGAAGCUCUCUGAGUUCCUGACCACUUCCUGUUUUGCCAAACUCAGCUUCCUGGAUGCCAGUAAGCAUGCGGGCGGCAUGGGCCGGGAACAAGAUGAUGAUGAUGACUAUGGAUGCUUUGCUGAGCAUGGCUUGACCUUCAAUGGUGAGGCUGAUGAUCUAGCCCAGUACCUGGACCAGUUGUUGACCACAGCGAACCCCAGCACAGGGUCAAAGGUCAGAGGUGACUCUGGAGGGCUGGACAGGUUCAAAGCAGCAGCCACGAAGACCAAGGAACUGGUGUCUCUGAUGCACAAGGCCAAGGAACUCCACCUACACAAUGCCCACUUGUAUCUCCCCACCAAGCUCUUCCGUUCCCCUCAGCCCUCCCUCCACCUCACCCUCACAGAUUCCUCUGCGCCUCACACCACUCAGUUUCCUCAGGUAGUAGUGACCUCAGAGUGUAAACUGCCUAGAGAUGCCAGUGGUGAUAUAGACUACAAUAGACUGGUCCAGCUCCUCAGAGACACCUACAGUCUACCAGACCAGGCGGACAUACUGUACAUCCUCUUCAAAGACAAGGGUAUGGAGUGGGACACCAGGCUACAUGGUAAAGGCUCUACAGUCCGCUCCUUGCUGACAGACCUGUAUGUGAAGGCAGGAGACCUCAAACACUGGGGACUCAUACGCAUGAUCUCUGGAAUACUGAGGAAGAAAGUAGAGGAACUCGACUGGGCUUGCUCUGAUUUGUUGGCCCACCAGAAGCACCUGACUGUGGGUCUGCCUCCAGAACCUCGGGAGAAGACCAUCACAGCACCCAUCCCUCCAGACAAGCUGGCCAUGCUGAUAGAUGAAGCUAGUGAGAACAACAUCACUAUAGCCAUCCUUACACAGGAGAUCAUGGUGUACCUGGCGAUGAACAUGCGUACCCAGCCCAGCCUGUUCAGUGAGAUGUACAGGCUGCGUAUCGGACUCAUCAUCCAGGUGAUGGCCACUGAACUGGCACAGUCUCUCAACUGCUCAGGAGAGGAGGCUACAGAGAGUCUGAUGAGUCUGAGUCCGUCAGAAUUAAAGAUCCUGCUGCAUCACAUCCUCAGUGGGAAGGAGUUUGGAGUGCAGAGGAGCGUGCGUUCCGUAGACGCAGGUGCCAGUCCUGCCAUCUCUAUCCACGAGGUGGGUAAUGUGGGCGCCACCAAGAGCGAGAGGGCGGGCAUCAGCAAGCUGAAGAGUGACAUGAGGAUGAGCCUAACACCACAUUCACUGGACAUGGGACAUAUUGAAUCUGGGAGGUACAGGCUCCCCUCCAUAGAGUCUCUGGACGUUCCAGUGAGCACGUCCAUCGUCAAGGAUACGAGGCACGGCCAAUGGCUGCGUAGGAGACGUCUAGACGGAGCACUCAACAGAGUCCCCAUAGGCUUCUAUCAGAAGGUCUGGAAGAUUCUGCAGAAGUGUCAUGGUCUGUCCAUAGAGGGAUUCGUUCUACCAUCUUCAACGACAAGGGAGAUGACUUUAGAUGAGAUCAAGUUUGCGGUGCACGUGGAGACGGUGCUGAACCGGGUGCCCCAGCCGGAGUACCGCCAGUUACUGGUGGAGGCCAUCUUAGUUCUCACCAUGCUGGCAGACGUGGAUAUAGACAGCGUGGGCAGCAUCAUCCAUGUAGAGAAGAUCGUCCACAUCGCCAACGACAUGUUUUACCACGACCAGAAGGACUUGGGAGCAGAGGAGCAGAUCUUAGAGAGAGACCCCUCCACAGGAGUGUGUCGCUUGCUGUAUGACAGCGCCCCUAGUGGACGAUUUGGCAGUAUGACAUACCUCACCAGGGCUGUGGCUGUCUAUGUCCAGGACUUUCUGCCCAGCGGCUCCUGUGCCCUGCAGUAGACACACACGUGCUGGCUGUGUCAGAAUACCCGUACCUGCGUUCUAAAGGGGAGGCUUUUUGGGGUAUGUUGAAAGUAGAACGUUUUAAUAU